AUGGUUCCCAUUAACAGUUGGAUCUCCGUCUCUGUUUCUGAUUCUCAGACUUUUGAGGUUCAGUCUGGAGAAGAAGUCACGCUGCUGUGCUCCAACUAUUCCAGUUCUCCCACAGAGAUAUUCUGGUUCAGAGUGACCAAGAGAUCUGAACUCCACUAUGUGUUUGAUGGAUUACCAAAGAUGAUGAGUGUGGUCCUGGGUGCUCUGACAGUUUUUCUCAUUGUGGCCGUCAUCUAUCUGGCUGCUAAAAUCAAACAUCUCCAGAAAGUGAUGAUCGUGGAUCUCCUGGUGAAAAUCUUCAUCCUUCAAACAGAUCAGGUCAAUCAGACGAGUGACCGAACAAUUGCAAAUGUCUUUUUUCGCCAGAAACUUUACCAUCCUCAGCAGAGCUGUAAGGGCUUUUAUGGUCGUCUUCCUCUGGGAGCCAGAAGAAGACACACUGCCGACGACCCUCUCAGGCUGGGCCGUGACACCGAAACCUGUGCCUACGUCCUGCUUGAUCCCCGGGUGUCCCGUAAGCAGCUGGCGCUCUACGCCUACCACAUUCCCCAGAGCUCAGAGAUGCUGUUUACCAUCCAGAAUCUGAGCCAGAGGGGGAGACUGUCAGUGAACACCUCAGCACUGGGAUACCUGGAGAGGAUGGAUCUGCCAUACAAAGCUCUGAUCCGGUUCGGAGAGUAUGAGAUCCUGAUCAUCCGCGAGUCUGGUGAAACCAAGGCCAACUUUGAGGUAGAGUUUGAGGUGCUGGCAGCACCUCCUUCCAGAGAGACACCCAUGAGUAUGAUGAACAACUUCUCAGCUGAGCUCAGUGUACGCAACCCUCUGGAGAGUGAUGAGAUGCACUAUCCUUACUGACAUGUAUAUUGUUUAUGUUAAUGACUUAGCGAACUUACAGGCAAAUUGCUGUGGUGUUGUUACAUUAGAGUUCAAGCUGGCUGAGACAAAUCUGCCCUCUUUGUACCCUGUAGAUAUUAAAAAACUCUUAUCAUAAUAUGAUUACAGCUACAUUUAAAGCGUUUUAAAUGCAAAUGUUUUAGAACCUUAAAGCAACUUGUUUCUAUAUUUUCAGUGUAAGAAAUUAAA
Maylandia zebra (zebra mbuna) is the source of this 1083-nucleotide messenger RNA. The record is from RefSeq and is a predicted model, not a curated record. Lineage: Eukaryota; Metazoa; Chordata; Actinopteri; Cichliformes; Cichlidae.